AAUGAUCGAUCAAUAAGAAUCAAUAAAUUGUCUCUGCAGACGUUGGACGGCGGUCUGAACGUCAUCCAGCUGGAGACGGCCGUGGGCGCUGCCAUCAAGAGCUUCAACAACGCGUUGGGCGUGAACGUCCCCCGCAGCCGCUUCCUGCCGGUGAAGACGUCGUCCGACCUCCUGCUGGUGAUGUCCAACCUGUACAGCCUGGACGCCGGCUCGCUCACCAUGAGCAAGAGGAGGGAGUUCCCCACGACGCCGCACGUGAAGCUCGGCAGCUCCUUCACCAAGGUUCAGGACUUUCUGAGGCGGUUCGAGAGCAUCCCGGACAUGUUGGAGCUCGACCACCUCACCGUGUCCGGAGACGUCACCUUCGGGAAGAACGUCUCUCUGAAGGGAACCGUCAUCAUCAUCGCGAAUCACGGCGACCGGAUCGAUAUUCCCGCCGGAGCGAUGCUGGAGAACAAGAUCGUCUCAGGAAACCUGCGUAUCCUCGACCACUGAGGCCUUCUGGGAAAAAACAACCACAAACAAACAAACAAACAAACAAAAAAGCCAUUUUCACCUCGAAGAGACUCAAAGAGAGAAAAGAUGUUUCUUCUCUUCAACCGACGAACCGUCACUUUGUUUUUAUUCUGUCGUUUCAACGUGAAGUCGGUCUGAAAGGGUCGAAGGGUCAAAGGUCAACCCUCCUCCUUCCAGACUCAUCGUGAGGAAACCUGCUGUCAAUUAAACAAGUGCAUCAUGGGUAAA
This is a messenger RNA of Morone saxatilis (striped sea-bass), 744 nucleotides long. RefSeq names its product UTP--glucose-1-phosphate uridylyltransferase-like. Gene Ontology annotation, biological process: glycogen metabolic process; UDP-alpha-D-glucose metabolic process. Gene Ontology annotation, cellular component: cytoplasm. The record is from RefSeq and is a predicted model, not a curated record. The annotation marks the transcript as partial. Gene Ontology annotation, molecular function: UTP:glucose-1-phosphate uridylyltransferase activity. The transcript has 3 exons. Lineage: Eukaryota; Metazoa; Chordata; Actinopteri; Moronidae.